AUGCAAGGAUCAACUUCGCUCCCGGCUGCCCUUGGUAGCAGUAAAUGGAUCGCAAGCUUCCUCGCAAAGAACCGCAGCGACGAUGACAUCUAUGUCCGCACACAUUCACCUCGAUCUUCCCAGAAUGAAGUCAAGUUUCAGGGACUCUACCAGAAGGCCACAGCUGAACUACGCACCGUCUUCCGCAGCACAAAGUCUGACGACUCCGGCCUGCAUGCCGAGAAAGCUCUCAAAGAGAACCUCAAGAACACACCGAAACAACAGGAAAAGUCAACUUGGGCCAUCCUGUUUGACACAAAGUCUGGUAACAAACUUCACAAGCGUACCCGUUCCGCCCCUACCAACACCCACGUACCUCAUGUACUGGAGACUAUUGGCGAAGAGCAAGAGGAUCAAGAGUCUUCUGCCCUCAAGUCCUUGGUGAAGACUGCUCAGGAAAGCGAGCAAGACCCCAAGACUGUUACUGCCGCUCCCAAGAAUUCUGACGACCGCGUUUCUCACGAUGCGGAUAACGCUUCUAUUCAGACUACCUGCACUGUUAUUAUUCGACAGGCCACUUUCAAUGACGAAGAGGAAACUCGUGUCAACGCUGAAACCAAGCAAUCAUCGCCUUCUAAUGAUACCAGCAAGCCCAAAACCGUCAGCUUUGACAUCCCAUCCUCUCGACAACCCCGCAAGAAGGCACCCAGCAUCACUUCUUCCAUCUUCUCUUUCAUGGAAAAAGUUGUCAGACUCGGAAAGAGUUCGUCUAAGAAGUCUACCAAGCCUCAACUGGAGCCUCGAAUCGAACCUUCUGGUCACAAGAAAACUAUGGAUCGUCGUCCUAUUCUCAAGUGGAAUCUUCCUCAAGAAGACAACGCUAUGAACAAUCUGAUCAGAGACUUUUCCGGUCCCCUUACUCCUCCUGACAGCCUCGACAUCUCUACUCCUCCUCCCUCCAACGGACUAGGUCGAAGCAUCACCAACGUAUCUGCCUUUGACAAUUCUGUUGAGGACUUGAUUCCCAUGCCGGCCACGCGCCCAACCUGGGUACGACCUAUCUCUGAUAGCGAUUCUAUGCAAGACUUUGACGACGACAAAAUCCAUAAUCCUAGACUCCGACCAAAGCACAAACUUAUCCGCCAAAAGACAAAGGCAAACGAGGAUGACUCCACAAUCAUGAGCGAUGAAGAAGUCCACACUACCCCAGCCACCGAGACUGAAGAUCAAGCUUAUGAACGCCAUCAUGCCUGUAUCCAGCGAAUCAAAGAGAUGUACGACCUUCACGGUAUUGACCGAACUGGCAAGUUCCUUGAGUGGGAGCCCAAGCAGCGCGAAGCCGUUGAGCAGCGCCAGGUUCGUGAGAUGACUGAGGAUCUUGAACAACCUCCCCAUGAUAUCCAGACCGAGAAGGAUGAGAACGAACCUCAUCAUCACGAAGAAACCAUCUCUGAGAAGACUGCACACUCCCACGACGACACUCAGGAAGUACUGAACGUCAACAAGACACCUAACCAAGAACUCUCUACCCAAGAACCCUCUACCCAUGAACCCUCUACCCAUGAACCCUCUACCCAUGAGCCCCCUACCCACGAAUCCCCUAUCGAGGAGUCCUCCAACCAGAAGUCCUCCAGUCAGCAAGUUAUUGCCCCUGAUGCUACCGCUCCUGUCUCCAAUCAGGAAGUCACUUCACCAGACACUACUGUUGUCGUCUCUAACCAGGGCCCUCAAAAUGAGCAACCCGCCGAACACGAGCCUAACGCUGCCACUCUUACAAACGACACUGCCUCCACCUCUACCUGGGAGUAUAACGAGGACAUCCCACUUCCUCUUGGAGCACGUCUUACCAAGGCCGCUAUAGUAGAGCACCAAAAUGAGGAGCACUCUGCAUUUUUUAAGUCUCUCCAGAGAGUUCGAGAACAGAGCCCUGAUCGCCUGUGUGGUCGUGAAGGAUCGUUUAGUGUACGCGCCUGGCUUGACCAAACCUACGACAAUGAGAACGAGCUGUUAAAGGAAGACCCUCAGAUCAGUUUCUCCCACGAUGCCGUUUCCACUGUCGAAGAUGAGGAUGAGGACGAGGACGAUACCCUUCCCGGCUCUGGCCCCUAUCCUUCAAGUGACGAAAUUGAUGCUGCUUUGGCUCACCCCAAUGCACCCGCAAUUCUUGGCUCUGCACCCCAUGAAGCCAGGGAGAUCUUGGACAAAGAGAUCCGAUCUUACAACUUGGCCACAUUGAAGAAGGAGGAGCUUCAGGCUCAGGUCCAAUCGUCCCUUGCCCGCAACGAGAUUAUAGAGGACGAGCAUGAUCGCGCCGAUCGCGUGGCUUACCUGUUCCUUCAGAAACAGAAGAAGAAGGCCAUGGAAAAUGAAGCUGAUCCAUCAAAGGCAGCUGAGAUCCGUCGUGUCCGCAAGGUCUGUCGCGAGUUCGAACAGGCGCUUCAGGAAGUCCAGCGCCGUGCUGCCCUGGCCAACAAGGAGGCCAACGAUGCGAAGAUCUGUCUCCGAUACCUCGAUCGCUGCUACAAUGCGUUCGAGGAAGAUAUCCAUCGAUUAACGCAGCGCCUUGGGCACCAGCGUGCCAACAAUCUUGUCGACGCCGUGGAGCUCGUCAGACAGACCGAACGAGAGGAGAACAUCGAUUAUCGCGAUGUCGAACGGCUGGACCUGGCCGAACCUGAGAGUCCAGAUUCAUACGGUGCCACCGAGUUCAUGGCGCACGAGGCCCUGGCCGACAACAACGUCGGGCCUGAGGCAGAAGAUCCUACUGAUAUCUUCUUUUAA
This is a messenger RNA of Fusarium poae, 2760 nucleotides long. RefSeq lists its product as uncharacterized. Bases 1 to 2760 code for a protein of 919 amino acids. The transcript is spliced from 10 exons. NCBI's taxonomy places the organism in Eukaryota, Fungi, Ascomycota, Sordariomycetes, Hypocreales, Nectriaceae. The record is from RefSeq and is a predicted model, not a curated record.